This is a messenger RNA of Ilex paraguariensis (yerba mate), 1109 nucleotides long. Lineage: Eukaryota; Viridiplantae; Streptophyta; Magnoliopsida; Aquifoliales; Aquifoliaceae. The record is from the annotation of a GenBank genome assembly.
AUGGACUGCUUAAAGAGCUGGCCAGAACCAAUUGUCCGAGUGCAAUCUUUAUCAGACAGUGGAAUACAAGUUCUCCCCGAACGCUACGUUAAACGGCCCGCCGAUAGACCAUCUUCAUUGGACUUACCCACUGGCGAGAUCAAUAUCCCCGUCAUUGACCUCCAAAAGCUCUACUCCGACGACAAUUCUAUAGGUGAGACCACUCUCAAUCUCAUCUCCGACGCGUGCCGCCACUGGGGAUUCUUCCAAGUGGUCAACCAUGGCGUGAGCCAUGAACUUAUGACGCGCACACGCGAGGUGUGGCGCGCGUUCUUUCACUUGCCCAUAGAAGACAAGCAAGUGUACGCCAACACGCCGGCGACAUACGAGGGUUACGGUAGCCGGCUCGGAGUCCAAAAGGGUGCCACGUUGGAUUGGAGUGACUAUUUUUUUCUCAAUUACCUUCCUCAGUCGAUGAGGGAUCAGAAUAAGUGGCCUAGUCUUCCACCGUCGUGCAGGAAAUUGGUGGCAGAGUACAACGAAGAACUGGUUAAACUUUGUGGGAGAUUGAUGAAGGUAUUUUCAAUAAACCUGGGAUUAGGAGAGGACAAUCUUCAGCAAGCUUUAGGAGGAGAGGAGAUGGGUGCAACUUUAAGGGCAAACUUUUAUCCAAAAUGUCCACAACCAGACCUUACACUUGGUCUCUCUUCGCACUCGGACCCUGGUGCCGUGACCCUUCUCCUUCCUGAUGAGAACGUGUCUGGUCUUCAAGUCCGUAGAGGCCAUGAUUGGAUCACCGUUAAGCCAGUCCCUAAUGCUUUCAUUGUCAACAUUGGGGAUCAAAUACAGGUGGUUAGCAAUGCAAUUUACAAAAGCGUAGAACAUCGGGUGAUUGUGAACUCAAUGAAAGAGAGAGUAUCGAUUGCAUUCUUCUACAAUCCAAAGGAUGACAUAAUCAUUGAACCUUCUAAGGAGCUUAUCACCGAGGACCGACCUGCGCUGUAUCCGCCGAUGACCUACAAAGAAUACAGAAUUCAAAUUCGAAUAAAGGGUCCUAGUGGAAAAUCGCAAAUUGAAUCACUAACAUCCCAGCGAUAAGUGUGUGUGUUUGUGUGUGUGUGUUUUAGGGG